Brassicogethes aeneus is the source of this 2633-nucleotide messenger RNA. NCBI's taxonomy places the organism in Eukaryota, Metazoa, Arthropoda, Insecta, Coleoptera, Nitidulidae. The record is from the annotation of a GenBank genome assembly.
CACAAUUCGCAUAUCCCAUCAAAUUCCUGUUGUAGACCACUUUCCUUAACGAAUGUAGAUGAAUUCGAUGAAAUGUUGUGUAAAAGUGCAAGGGGUUGUUUGAAUUUGAAUUUGGCGCCCGUUGACGUCAUUAAGCACCGCCCCACAGAUUCUGAUGGGCAAUUUUUUUUUAACGACAAAAAUUAAAAAUGGGUGUAGAUUUUUUUGAUAAUCAUCAAAGUAAACAUUUAUGAUAUUAUCGAGGACAUGUAAAAACAUAUCAGGAUAUUUUUCCGCGUUUAAUUUCUAGUAGCAACAAAUUAUAACCUAAAAUGCUGAAGGAAAAAGGGCAGUUGAAAUUCGAGGAUAAAUGGCCCCAUAUGCAGCUGAUUGUUUUGAAACUCUUAAAACAAGAGCCAGUUUCUCCAGCCGAAUGGCAAGAGUUAUUUUAUGAUGUUCAUUUGGUUUGUUUGUGGGACGAAAAAGGGCCUGUAAAAUUAAGAGACCACUUACACGACGACAUAGUAGAGUUUAUAAAGCAAGCCCAGGCGAGGGUUUUAGCCCAGAGGCAGGAAGAAGCCCUAUUAAAGGCUUACAUAGCCGAAUGGCGAAAGUUCUUUACCCAGUGCAACUACCUACCAACCCCGUUCAAACAACUUGAAACAUCUUUGCAAGGGAAACCAAGCUCUGGCAAUGCCAGCGUGCAGAGUUCAAGCAGUAAAAAAGGCCCUGCAGAUGAAAGUAUAGUGAGAAAACUGAUGUUGGACUCGUGGAACGAAAGUAUUUUCAGUGAUAUUAAACACCGGCUGCAGGACAGUGCUAUGGAAUUGGUGCAUGCCGAAAGGAAAGGGGAAGCCUUCGAUGCCCAGUUAGUAAUAGGUGUUAGAGAAUCGUACGUGAACUUGUGCUCCAACACGGAAGACAGACUGCAGAUAUACAGGGAAAACUUUGAGGCUGCUUACAUAGAGAGCACUGAUAUGUUUUAUAGGUUAAAAGCGCCUGAACAUUUGGCUAUUAACGGGGUGCAAGCGUACAUGAGGUAUGCUGACAGUAAAUUGAGGGAGGAGGAGGUGAGGGCUCAGAGAUAUUUGGAGGCAGGGAGUAACGGGGUUAUACAGUGCUGUGUUAAAGUGUUGGUGGAAAAUGCGUUGUCAGUGCUGUUGGCUGAGUGUGCCCCUCUGAUUAAGGCAGGAGAAACGGAGAGAUUGCAGUUAAUGUUCAGGUUGCUCGAACGGGUGCCCGACGGCGUGCUCCCGAUGCUCAAGGAGCUCGAGAACCACAUAACGCACGCCGGUCUGGCCGACAUGGUGGCCGCCGCGGACAUAAUCACGCAAGACUCGGAGAAGUACGUCGAGCGGCUGCUCGAGCUGUUCCGCCGGUUCAGCGACCUCGUGCACGAGGCGUUCUCGGACGACCCGCGCUUCCUGACGGCGCGCGACAAGGCAUUCAAGGCCGUCGUCAACGACACCACCGUGUUCCGGUUGGAGCUGAGCGCGGGGCGCAGCGCGGCCGCCAAGGCGAACGCGCCCGAGAGCAAGUGCCCCGAGCUUCUGGCCAACUUCUGCGACAUGCUGCUGCGCAGGACGCCGCUGUCGAAGCGGCUCACCAGCGAGGAGAUCGAGUCGAGGUUGAAGGACGUGCUGCUCGUGCUCAAGUACGUCUCCAACAAGGACGUGUUCAUGCGCUACCACAAGGCUCAUCUCACCAGGAGGCUCAUUCUCGAUGCAAGUGCCGACAGCGAGAAGGAAGAAGACAUGGUGGAGUGGCUGCGCGAGGUGGGCAUGCCCGCCGACUACGUGAACAAGCUGGCGCGCAUGUUCCAGGACAUCAAGGUGAGCGAGGACCUGAACGCGCAGUUCAGGACGUCGACGGCGCGCCACGACGCCAUCAACAUCAAAAUACUGAACGCGGGCGCGUGGGCGCGCGGCUCGGAACGCGUCACCGUCAGCCUGCCCGUCGAGCUCGAAGACUACAUACCGGAGGUCGAGGAGUUCUACAAGAAGAAGCAUUCCGGCAGGAAGUUGCAAUGGUACCACCACAUGAGCAACGGCACGAUAACGUUCGUGACGUGCGGCGGCAAGUUCGACCUCGACGUGACCACGUUCCAGAUGGCGGUGCUGUUCGCGUGGAACCAGCGGCCGCACGACAAGAUCACGUACGAGAACCUGCGGCUGGCCACCGAGCUGCCGGACGGCGAGCUGCGCCGCACGCUCUGGUCCCUAGUCGCCUUCCCGAAGCUGAAGCGCCAGCUGCUGUCGUUCGCGCCGAACGCGGCCGCACCCAAGGACUUCACCGAGCACACGGUGUUCUGGGUCAACCAGGACUUCGCGCUCGUCAAGAACGGCAAGACGCAGAAGAGGGGAAAGGUAAAUCUCAUUGGACGCUUACAGUUGAGUACAGAAAGGUCGCAAGUGGAAGAUAACCAAUCCAUCGUGCAACUGCGCAUACUUAGGACCCAAGAGGCUAUAAUUAAAAUUCUGAAAAUGCGGAAAAGAAUAUCGAACGCAGCCCUUCAAUCGGAACUUGUAGAUAUCCUGAAAAAUAUGUUCCUUCCUUCCAAAAAAAUGAUCAAGGAACAGCUGGAAUGGCUCAUCGAACACAAAUACAUGAAAAGAGACGAUGACGACAUCAAUACUUUUAUUUAUAUGGCAUGA